Gallus gallus (chicken) is the source of this 4984-nucleotide messenger RNA. RefSeq names its product neuregulin 3 (gene NRG3). Gene Ontology annotation, molecular function: chemorepellent activity. The transcript is spliced from 9 exons. NCBI's taxonomy places the organism in Eukaryota, Metazoa, Chordata, Aves, Galliformes, Phasianidae. The record is from RefSeq and is a predicted model, not a curated record. Gene Ontology annotation, biological process: nervous system development; intracellular signal transduction; animal organ development. The coding region runs from base 208 to 2166 and encodes 652 amino acids.
GACUCCGCGCCCGCAGGAGGUGCGCGGGGCGGCGCGGGGGUCGCCUCGCCUCUUCUCGCCUCGCCAUGCCGACGGCGUGACCGAGCGCCGCGCUCCCCUCCGCCCCGCGCCGCUCCGCUCCCUUCCGCCCACCUCCGCCGCAUGCCGCCGGCAUCCGCGGCGCGCUGAUGCCCCGGGGCCGCAGCGGCGCUGCGGACGGCCCCUAGGAUGAGCGAGGGGGCUGCCGGCGCCGCGGCGCCCGGGGCGGCGGAGGCGGCGGCGGGGGGCCCGGGCGGGGAUGGGGCCGGGGGGCCGCCGCGAGAACUGCGCUGCAGCGACUGCAUCGUCUGGAACCGGCAGCAGACGUGGCUGUGCGUGGUGCCCCUCUUCAUAGGCUUCAUCGGCCUGGGGCUCAGCCUCAUGCUGCUCAAGUGGAUCGUGGUGGGCUCCGUCAAGGAGUACGUCCCCACCGAGCUGAUGGACGCCAAGGGCGUGGGGCAGGACCCCUUCUUCCUCUCCAAGCCCACCGCCCCUCCCCGCGGCGCGGAGACCACCGCCGCCGCCACGCCGCGGCCGCCCAGCCGCGUCAGCCCCCGCCUCACCACGAUGAGCAGGGCCCCCCCGAGGCCCCCCGGCACCCGCGGCCCGGCGCGAGGCGGCCCCAGGCCAACGGUCCCUCGGCACCCCGCCGCGCCCCACACGGCGCCUCCCGCCAGCGGUCCCCCCGGCACCGCCGGCCGCGCCGGUCGCCCGCCGCCCGCCGCUCCCAGCACCCCGCCGCUGCCCGCCUGGCCCACUGCGGCACACGCUACCUCCUCCUACAAGAUCUACGUCCACGACUCGGCGCCCUCCUGGACCUUGUCUCCCUUCCAGGAAUCUACCACCACCACGCCGGAGACCACCACCACCCCCAAAAUCCAUACUACAACGUAUUCCACUGAGCGAUCUGAGCACUUUAAGCCAUGCAAAGACAAGGAUCUUGCAUACUGUCUCAACGAGGGGGAAUGCUUUGUGAUUGAAACCUUAACAGGAUCACAUAAACACUGCCGGUGCAAAGAGGGCUACCAAGGAGUCCGCUGUGACCAAUUUUUGCCGAAAACCGACUCAAUCUUGUCAGAUCCAACAGACCAUUUAGGAAUUGAAUUCAUGGAGAGCGAAGAAAUUUACCAGCGCCAGGUGCUGUCUAUUUCCUGUAUCGUCUUUGGCAUAGUCGUAGUGGGCAUGCUUUGUGCAGCGUUCUACUUCAAAACAAAGAAACAAACAAAGCAAAUUCAUGAACAGCUGAAAGAAACACAGAAUAGGAAAACCUACAGCCUAAAUGCUUCCAGCAUGAUGGCAAAGUCAGAGUGUGUGGCACAAAGCCGAGUCCAGCUGCAAAAUUACUCCAAAACAGAUAGGCACCCUGGGCCUGCUCUGGACAAGGUCAUGGAGUCCAGCUUUUCAGGUCCUCAGUCUUUCCCAGAGGCUUUGUCUCCUGACAGAGGAACUCAGCUGACCAAGCAACACAGAAGUCUCUCUUCAUGCUGCAGCCCAGGACAGAAAAGCGGGAUGCUACAUAGAAAUGCCUUUCGGAGGACUCCUCCCUUACCUCGGGGUAGGUUCAAUGGGAUUACAGGACCAGCAUAUCAACAGCUAGAAGAGUCCAGGAUCACAGAGCAGGACACAAUACCUUGUCAUGGGUAUUCAUCUAGUGGUUUAAAAACUCCUCAGAAUACUUCAAUAAAUAUGCAACUGCCUUCAAGAGAGACAACCCCUUAUUUUAAUAACACGGAUCAGAAGGACUUGGUCGGAUACUCAUCUUCAAGGGCCAACUCAGUUCCCAUCAUCCCAUCUGUGGGCUUGGACGAAGCCUGCAUGCAAAUGCAAAAUGUUUCUGAAGUAACAGGCAUCAAAUGGUGCAAAAACUCCUAUUCAGCUGAACUUGUCAAUGUGAGUUCCCCUGUCAGUAAUUGUCUUAUAGCAGAACAACACGAAGUGAAAAUAUUGCUAGAAACUGUGCAGGAGCAGAUUCGGAUUCUGACUGAUGCGAGGAGGUCGGAGGACUUCGAACUGACGAGCGUAGACGCGAAGAGCAGCGCAAGCGAGAACACCGCAUUCCUGCCUAUGAGCCCUGUGGCCAAGGCAGACCGAGAGGCACAAUUUGUCUUAAAAAGUGAAACGCAAAGAGACUCAGCAUUGACCAAGUGACUUUGUGUGGGGGUCGCAGGAGGGGGAAUAAGAGAUCUGUGCAUUCGAUGCUUUGCUAAACAGGAAAGGAGGAAAUUAAAUACAAAUUAUUUAUAUGCAUUAAUUUAAGAGCAUCUACUUAGAAGAAACCAAAUAGUCAAUCGCCCUCAUAUCAUAGUGUUUUUUAACAAAAUAUUUUUUUAAAGGAAAGAAAUGUUCCGGGAGGGAUAAGGCAUACAUCAGGUGCUUUCUAGGCAGGAUUAUACAUACAGUUUCAGUUCCAGAGUAUUUUAACACUGUCCUGUUUGGCUGUCAGAAGGCUUAGGCUAUGUAUCCUAUUUUCAAUCAAGGCCAAGACCGUUCUUAGAACCAUUCUUGGUUUCAGGGCAGCACUGCAGUGAAUGCUGGCCAGGGGUGCAAGUCCCAAAACCCUAGCACAGACCCGGUCCCCCCUGCUCUCAGUUCUAGGUUCAUACUGAGGGAGGAGACACACAAACAUCUACUUCUUAGCACUAACUGUGGAAUGACCGUAAAUCCUUAACUGAACCAGAUGCUUGACUCUACCUUACUUGAGUGUGUCAGUCAGCUCAAGACAGUGGAAACUUUUAGGAGCUUUGGGUCAGGCCAAGCCUGGAGAGGGAUUGGGGCCUCUGGAGGUGCAGUGGCCCUGUGGCUGCUUCAUCCUCUGAGCUUUGUCCAUCAGAGCUUCUUGGUUGGAGGAAGAGGAAGAACAAGGGAUACUCGAAGUGCAGAAGCACGCAUAAUGGCAGGUUUGGGUUAGUUUAGUUUUUAAGAGGGGGAAUGUAAACUCUGCUGUUCUUUACUGAUCCCUAAACAUUUCUAAAUUGUUAUACUUUGAAGGCAUUUGUACGCUCUCAAGGAGCACUUCUGAGUGUGUGUGUAUUUUUUUCUUUUUUUACUUAUUUUUAUUAUGGGUUAUUCAGAGAUGAGUCUGGGAGAUCCAACACGAUCAGAGGCCAGCUGGUAGGUGUCCAUGCUGCCCUAAUUUGAUCCUGCUCUCAGUUCUCUGAUCACUUUAAUUAAUCGUGGUUUUGGCUUGUGAACGUUAAAGCUCUGGCCCUGCAGAUAGGUCAGUAUGGGCAGACCCAGGAGCAUGCUCACAACUGAUUCUGAUGGGGCUGUACGUGAGCAGAUGGUUUCCAGCAAAUCAAUCCCUGCUGCCUUACAGAAGGCCUUAGAGAAGAAAUGUCAUUUCCUGGUUACAGUAUCCCAAUCAUAUUAUAAGCCUUUUUUUUUUUUUUUUUUGCAUUUGCUUUCUUUCGAGUCCCUCAUCCUCCCAAUAAAUUGUAAUAUAAUAUGCAAAUAAUGCAAUGAAUUGGGUUCAGUGGCUCACAUGUUACUGUUUUCAUUGUUAUUAAAAUAUCUGCUUAUUUGUGGGGAAAAAGAGUAUAAACUAUAAUAAAUAAUUACCAAAUAGCCUUCCCUGAUAAUGUCAGAAGAUUGAUUUUAAAAAUUACCAUACAUACAGAAUGUAUUAAAAUAUUCUUUGCAGCAAAUUAAUUGUUAAAUUUAUUAGAUGAGCCCCAGACUUUCCAGUUCACAAGUCUCAAGACUUCCCAAAAUAGCACAGCUGGUCACACAGUGCUGUUGUAUGUUUAGUCAGAAUAAAGCAAUAUUUUAACCUCUGUCAAGUAAAUUUGAAAAAGAAAAUGCUGAAGAUGUAUGUCAUUUAUUUUGUGCCUAGCUGAGGCAUUAAAAAAAAUCCUCUUCACAAAUCUUCAUUCAACAAGUCUUACUUUGGUUUUCUUGUCUUUUUUCUUUUAAUUUUUUGGUUUUUUGUUUUUGUUUUGUGUGUAUGUGUGUGUUUUGUUGUUUUGUUUUGGCUCUUCUUUUUUUUUUUUUUUUUUUUUUUAAGAUGAUGAAAUUGUCUUGUUUACAGAACUUUCUAUGGCUGUAAUCUUUGCUGUGUGUUUUCAAUAAAAGUCUAUUUGAGGGCAAAUUAUGCUUUAUGCCCAGGAUGGAGCAUGCCUCAUUCAGACUCCUUUCUAAAAACCUUCAGAGCUCUUCUCGUAUCAGGAGGGUGAGGCUGUAGGCUGGGAUCCCCACAAGGAGUGGUCCCUCCAUGCCGUGUUUCUGCACUGCGUAUGGCUGGGCACAAUCUCACUGGGCUGAACUGCCUGUGCUGGCAUGGCACAAAACCUGUGCCAGGCAAACCUCUGGAAGAUGACCUGUGCUAAGUGGGGCUCAGCUGCACAUCAGCCCAGUUGUGUGACUUUUCUGUUAAGGCCAUUUGUAUCCUGCCAGCUCAGGACAUAAGCCAAGUGAGCGUGCAUCUACCCCUAAGUGAACACACCUGUAAUUUGAAAAAUGACUUCCACAUAAAGCUCCAAUUCAGUAAUUUGUGAAGCAUGCUCACAGUUAACUUUUCACCAUUAAUUACAUCGAGAAAUGGUGUCUCUGCAGUAAAAUGCAAAAUCUUUCACAAACUGCUCUGUCAACACCAGAUCUUUUCAAUCCAGCUGUAAGGCCUACUUGCCCCCAAAUCCUGCCAGACUGUGCAAACUCUCUUCUGGCAAAAUAUUGGAAACACACUGCAGGAUUUCUGUUGAAGAAAGAACUAUAUCAUAAGCAAUGCCUUUAAUGAGCGAAUGUGUUCACUGAGCACCCCCAAAAGACCCAGAAAGAGGGCAAGAGCAAUGUACUUUCAUACAACGAAAUGUUUGACUGAAUGAUUGAUGGAGAUCCGAAAUGGUGAGAAUACCUUCAGUUCAUGUUAGAGAUGCGAUCUUGUAUUCAGCAAAGGAUGUGUGACUGUUAUAUGUUAACUGUUCUAUUCAGUUUUCAGCAUGUUUGAAUAGAGAGACGUUAAUAUUAACCA